Molecule: messenger RNA, 2654 nt
Organism: Balearica regulorum gibbericeps (East African grey crowned-crane)
Lineage: Eukaryota; Metazoa; Chordata; Aves; Gruiformes; Gruidae
Source: RefSeq, a predicted model, not a curated record
UUCUAAAUUUUUCUAUUUAAUGUAGUUUACAGGAAUCUGAGAUCCAGCUGUUGCAGGAAGCCAAACGUCUUAGUGUAGAACUGGAACAACAACAACAUGAACUGGAAAAAGCAGAACAGUUCCCUGAAGAAUCCUCCAGUGAAGUUUCCCGAAUAAGGCAACAACUGCUUAGUUGCCAAAAUGAAUACAAUGCUAUUAAAGAAAGAGAGUAUGAAGUUCAGUUCAAGAUGGAAUGUUUGCAAGAAGAAAAAAGGCUUCUGAAGAAUGAAUAUGAAAGAAUUCCAAAACAAAGGGAAGCAGAUAAGAAAAUUAAACAGCUAAAAGAAAAUUGUGAUGAGCUCUGCAAAGAAGUAAUCCAGAGAAAAGCAGAAAUUAAUGCAAUAAAGGAAGGUAUUUCAUCCAAGCAAAAGUUGAUAUUAAUAGACAAGAAAGAAGUGGAAAAUCUUCUGGAGAAGCAGGCUAAUUUAAAAGAUGAGCUAGUUAAGAUCCUUGGUGUUCCAGCACAACUUGGAAAAGAAACUGAGAAGAUAAAUUGGAAAAAAAGUAAUGCAGAGAACAAGAAAGAAGCCCUUAAUGACCAAAUAGAAGAGUUGAAUGGUACCCUGAAAGCCAUUGAAAAAAGAACUGAAGAGAUUUUGCAAGAAAGAGAAGAUGUAAUGAAGGAAUUGGAUGGGAAACAAAUUUUGCUUGAAAGCAAAGAACGAGAAUGCAUUGCUUUGACAAAAUUACUAGAAAUUAGCAGAGAGAAGGAAUCAGAGGUCCUAUCAGACAGAGAAGCUCUGGAAGAAAAUUUAAAUAAAUGUGUCUUGGAGAAAAAAAAGCAACAUGAUAUUCUCAUUCGCAAGCAAACACAGAAAGAUAGAGAACUGAGAAACUUAAAAAAGAUGGAGUUACAACUGAAUGUGAUUUAUGAUUCCUUGGAACAAGAUAAGUCAUGGCAUAAAAGACUCAAAUUAGAGGCAGAAGCCAUCCCUAAAAGUAACGGAGUAUUAUUAGAAAGACGACGAGAACUGCAGAAGGAAAUUGAAAACACCAAGAGAAGUUUAGCUGAACAGGAAAUGAUAUCAGAAAUGGAUGCCCGCAUGUUAGAAGAAUGUAUUGCUGAAGAAGGCCGGCUUUUCAAAGAGCAGGAAAAAUGCAGAGAUGAGUUAUCCAGACUUGCACAUCUGACUUGGCUCAAAGUUGAAGAAAAGGAACAUAAAUCUAGGGAUGUUCAGAAAGCCCAGAUACAACUCCAAAAUACUAUUAAAGAAAUUAAAAAAAAGGAUCUUGAAAUAAGAGAGUAUAAAAAGAAGAAAAGAGAAAUCCAAAAACAACUCCAAGGAUUUGCUAAAAUGUAUGAUGUUAUCCAAAAUGAAAGGAAUAAAUGUAUGAAUUUGGUGCAUGCUGCUCAGCAGAAAGCAAGUGAAAUUAAAAACCGGGUAAAAUCGCUAGGAAAUUAAAUAGAAAAUUUAAGGAAUACUGUUAUAACCAAGGAAAGAAAAUUGCAGAAACAACUUCUGAAGAAUACAAAUAAUGUAGCAAUUACAGAAAGUCUCAAAAGUGAUUAUUGCAAAAUUGUACAAAUCGUGCAUGAGAUGAAAGAAAAGAAAAAGCAACGGUGUCUGGAUCUUGAGAAGCUUACCAGUAUGGUCACCCAUGUUGAAGAGGAAAUUGAGCAGCUACGCAAAAAAUAUGAAAGAGCUAUUCAGCAACAAAAUGAGAGCGGUCUUCUGCUAAGAAAUCGAGAAGAAGAACUAUGCAUUUUAUAUGAAAAAAUAAAGAUGCAAGAAAUGCUGUGUAGAAAUGGAGAUAUUGAGAUGCAAAUUAUGGAUGAAAAGAUCGGUUUUCUGAAGCUGAAGAUAGCUGAGAAAAAAAGACAGAUUAAAUUGUGUUUCAAAGCCCUCCCAGUAAAGAAUGCCCUGGAUGCACAUCUGGUGGUACUUCAGAUACAGUAUUCCAAGUGCAAGGACAGGAUUAAACAGAUGGAGGCAAUCUUUGCUGAUCCCAUGAACGAGACUAGAAAGCGAGACUUGGGCGGGAAGGACCCAUUUCCACCUGAGCUGCUAAAAAAGAUUGAGCAGCUAGAGGUGGAGCUGGUGCAGAAGGAGGAGAAGCUGCUGGAGACAGAUUUUCUCUACAAGCAUGUUUCCCGGCUGACGGACAGAAUCCGGGCCAGGGCAGAGGACGGGAAGCAGGACACGCUGCUGCUGGCGAAAAGGACAAACGAACUGCAGAAGAAGAUAAGGGACAGAACCCAGAAGAUCAUGGCUCUUGUCGCGGAGUUAUCCAUGAAGCAAGCGCUUGCCAUUAAACUCCAGCAGGAAAUGAGAGAAAAAGAACAAUUUUUGAUGACUGUUUCAUCGAGGAUAGAGCAAGGCCUUCCCCCUCCCAAAGAAACAGAAAAUGAGUGGUUGAAAAUAUUACAUAACGAGAAGAUGCAAAAAGCAGCAGCUGAAGCCAGAGCCAAACAUGCUGCCGAAGAGGAACAAGCCGCAGUGCCCGGCUCUGUCCACACGACAGCUGAACAACGCCCAACCGCCUACGUCCCAGAUGACGAAUACAGUCUCCCAUUGCCGCGGCCCUACGGCGCUCUGGCUCCUUUCAAACCAAGUGAACCUGGUUCAAAUAUGAGACAUUUCAGAAAACCCAUUGUAAAGCCAAUUGAAGUCUGA